Amoebophrya sp. A120 is the source of this 5596-nucleotide messenger RNA. Lineage: Eukaryota; Dinophyceae; Syndiniales; Amoebophryaceae. The record is from the annotation of a GenBank genome assembly.
AUGGACGAAAGUGGGGCCGAAGAUGAAAAUAAAGACGAUGCAACAUUUGAGGAUAGUGCCGCGAAAAUGCACCAAUUGGCCCAGCACCUGGAGACGCUACUUGUCGUGGGGAAUAGUAGGCACCACCGCCAGGGGGUCGCAGCACUCGCAGCGGAAAAUGUGAAUGACCGCAACUACAUCAAGAUGCGAGAAAAAGCACCUGGAGCCGCGGGUCGCGCGGCGUCGCCCACCGAGCAGAACAAGAGGCAGCAGGAGGAUGAGAAAAAUAAAGCACCAACACCGACGGUGAGCAGCAGUUGUCCACCAGAUGCUGGAUCCCAGCACCAGCACAAAAGAGAACGAGAGCAAAGACAAGGGUCGAAAAGUGGCGUAAGACCUCCCUCGGCAAAAAAGACGCAUCGUCGCACGGCGUACCAAACCCCUGCAACUUCACCCAAGAGUGGCGCUGCGGAAGCACGAGGACCAGAUGAGACGCACGGACCGCGACCUCAAGGUCAAGGGAGUAAUUCUGUUGGCGCUGGUGCUGCCGAAACUUUUGUUGAAAAGGAUCAUCCACCUGGUGCAGAAGUAGUUGUAGAUCGGCCCCUUGGUGGUGCUGGUCGUGCACGUGAAGAACCUUCGCGCCAGCCAGGUCACGCAGAGCGAGUAGAACCUCCUGCAGCUGCACCGGUUUGGGCGUACACUCCGGGGCAAGCCAGCUCUAGCGGGUUAGGCGCAGAAGAACGACAGCAAGGGCCGCGAAUUGUGCAAGAACAUCAUGCUGUUGAUCACUUUUACAAUACACUGCAGACAACUGGACGAGCCAAUGAAAGCAACUCUUCGGGAGUAGGACCUCCUACUUCCAAAAGUAGACGACCCCUAACAGCAGGAGGCGCACCAGGCGGAGCGCCGCGCAUGAGCAUGGAUGCCUCCCCUACCGGCGCGUCGGUCGAGGUUGAGGACCGAGCGGAGUCGGAGGAUGUUGUGGCUGAUCUUGCGUUGCAAAUGCGAAUUACUGGUAUGUUUGAUCAUCAUCAUGAUGGUAGUACUCCGGGACAAGAACAUCAUCAAGUCGUGACCGAAAAAUUUACAACUUCCGGAAGUAGUUGUCACACGACAAACGAUGGAAGUGACAACUCGCAGCGACCGCGGCAGUUCACGCAAAAUGACAAGCGCAGUUUGUAUGGAAUCGGUAGUGCUGCUUCACAUCAUCAUCAUGGUGCAGUUCUUUAUUCCCACCCGUCGUCAUCGCCCCCGACCGCAGAAGACAACGAGCAGCACCAGCAGGCCGCCGCGGCCAGGAAGAGCAUCGAUGAGCUGAUGAUGCAAGUCCCGACCGCCGCAUACGGAGGCAUCGGCGUUGGGUCACCCUUGACUGCAGUGCGUGCGGGGAAACGGCGCACGAGUGCUGGUACCAGUGGAAGUUCAAACGACCACGACGUGAGGACUGGCACAGGGGCGGGGGCGGGUUCAGGCGCAAGAAGUAGAACUGCUUCCAAGUCGAGCUCCUCGAAAUUCCACUCUACGCAGGGGCAGAGUGGAAAGAUGUUUCAAACUGGUGCUGACGUGGGAUCGUUAUCGUCUUCUCCAUCUGCCACGGUCGGCGUACCAGGAUCAGGAAUAGGAAUUGGAGUUCCAGUACAACAUCAAGCGUCCAACACGAGGACCACAGCACUAGUCACAGCCGCGACGAGAGCCGGGACGCAGACCAUUACAGAGGACAUCACUAGUUUCCUUCAUCAGGGCGGCCAUAAUAAUCCCGAGCACAGUUCUUCUGAAGAAGGGGAUCAACAACAAGAUUUAGAGGCGUUUGCUGGGAACAAUGGAGGAGUAGAUGCUGGUGACGAAGACCAGUCUGGCACAGUUAUGUCAGCAUCAGGAUCAUCGUCCGCAAUUAUAAAUACUGCAUCUGCAUCUCUUUCUCUCUCCGGUAAGUCGGUUGUUCAACAUGAUCCUACAAGGCAUACGACUACGAGCAGUAAUCUUCAGCACCCCGACGCGAAGCCUAUCGGGUUGAUCAUAAACGAAUUGGUUGACAGCAAGAAGGCAAACGCGUUCAUUAUGCAUUGCAAAAGUAUCGUAGCUAUGUAGUGCUGACGGUAAUCUUCGCAAUCAUGCACGACAAAUUCUCAUCGUGAGCUAUAAAUGCCAAUGCGCAUUACAUCAAAGUUUAUUUCUCAUGCUGAGACCACUACACCAGUGCGAUACUUGUUUGCACAGGAUAUUUAUUGAGCAGCAGCAGCACCUGUUGCAAGAUCAUCAUCUUCAGCAAGGGAAAAAUCUUGUCGCUGACACAGGGUCCACCUCCACCUACCACGGCACCAGCGAGCCUGCCGCUCCGCACCACGAAGAAGAUCUUCAGGCCAGGAGCAGGGAAAUAAAGGAUCACGACAAAGAACUUCGCAAAAAAGACAAGAAGGAAAAAAAGCUGAAGAAGGAGCAGAGGCGGUUAGAGAAGAAAGAGAAGAAACGGCUUAAAGGAGAACAGGACACUUCUGAAGACAAGUUGCGUGAAGGAACUUCUGUGCUUGCCGGGGGAGAGACUGACCCUGACGGUUCCAGAAAUGCACCACGACCGGAAGGCGAGAUUCUGGUGCGUUCACCGCAACCAGGUACAACGACUAAGACAGGCGGCCAAGAACAAUUCUCAAGUGGUCCACCCUCUGCGCGUAGCUCGCGCUUUUCUUCGUCGUACGACUGCAAGCCAAAAAGUCCGGCUGCAAAUAGUUGUGCAGCAGCAGCAGCUGGUGCACGACCGACUAAAGUCGACUUGGGGCCGAGUUGGACAACCGGCACCACGAACCAGUUUACUUGCUCACGGGCCGCAAGUAAAACACGGAGCAACUGCAACCAAGCCGCUGGACAGGGAUUCCACGCCGGUGGAAUUACAUCAAAAAGAGAUGAUUUAGCACCUGACCCGCCUACGGGAGAAACAAUGAGGACCAUCUCGAUGCGUGCAACGCACCCGUCGAUGGGAUUUCGACAGCAAUUGAACCCCGCCAGUGUUGCGACCGCGGACAGCACAAGCCCCAGCAAGGACUUGCCGGAGUAUCAGCCCCGGCCAAGGAGAACAGCGACUCCGCGAGGAACAGGAAGUGCGGCUGGUAGUUCGACGGCCCGCGAUUUGAUGAUGCUGCGCAUGCAGCGCGAUGGAACGAUAAAUACCGGGAUGAACACCGGUGCUGUAGAUCCCGAUCUGGCGGACGCGAAGGCGCCUGCUGCAGUGUCGGGACCAGUCCCCGCGCCCCCGUACGAAGUGGUACAACCGUUAGAAGCAAUAGCAGCCGAAGCCGCCGAUGCAGCCUUCGUGCAACCAGCUGCCCCUCCACCUCCCGACGGUAGUACGCGGACUGCGUCCAGCACACUGAUCGGCACAACUACAGGCAGCUCCAGUGGAGACGACAGCACGUCGUCGCAGAUCGAUCCGCGUGCUGAAAAUUUGAAUCCCCUCGAACUGGCCACUACAAUCAAGGAGAUGGAGCAGCAGCUCAUAUCUACUGCGGGUUCGACCCCGUCCAGUGCGGGGACCAGGAGCAGGCCCUAUAUGCGGCCCUCCGCCAGCGGAAUUUUUAAGGUGAUUGCAUCUUCGGGCGCGGCCAAUGCCGGUUUACUUGAAAAUCAAGGACGAGAGGGAGAUGAGUCUGGGAGCGGAACUGCGGUUGCGCAAGAGCAGGACAUCACAAAGUUGGAGCAACAGGAUCUUCCGGAGAAACAAGAGAACUCACGACCUUUUGAAGGUGCGACGAACCGUCAGCAUCCUCUUCCUGAUGUUUCGGCCCCAUUGUCACCUAGUAGAGCUGUUGGUGGGGAAAAAACUUCACCUAGCAUGGCUGUGCCAGCUACUGGGUCGUCGUCCCCCACCUCCUCACCAAGCUCUAAAUUCGCGCCUUCGAUGCCCAAGUUCCGGUGCCCCGAGUCUCCGCGGCAGAUGGGAGCGAAUGGGCGUCCCCGCACCCGCCCACUGCCCAUCGACCAAAAAGUGUUGGUUUUUCCGGAGGAUGUCAGUAGUACCACUGUAGCAGCCAGCGUACCGACGCCGCCACCGCCACCGACGGGCAGUAAAAGUCUUCAUGAAAGUAUAAGCCCAAAUGGUCCCUGGCCUGAGGACUUAGUGCCUCCUGAAGCAGCGCACGAACAUGCAGACUACACGUGGAUGUGGAAUGAAAAUGCAGGGCCAUCUCCACCGACGCAUUUAUCCCAGCCUGGUGCCGCAGCGUCAAGGACGAAUCAUCAUCAUGCUGCUGCAAUUGAAUCUGAUGAAGCUGAACCUGCUCAGCCGAGCCAGCAACUGCAUCAGGAAGUAGGAGGGCCGUGGCGGCCAUGCGCACCGCCACCUGAAACUCAAUAAAAUAAAGGCGUCUGCAAGAAAAGCCGCAGCCCCUGGCAGGCUGCUCAGUUGAUACACUUAAACGUAGCCUUGCAUUUCUUGUUUCCAACUGCCACAAAUUUGGCAGUGGCGAGGCUGAUUUUCACCAGUGUCUUUCUACGCUUUUUAGAGAUAGUUUCUUUUUUUGGAAAAGUUUGAGCAAAAGGGCUCGACAAAUCCAGUUCGUUCUGGCUUCAUGAUUUCUGAUCGGAGUACGAGUACCGAAUAUUCAUACACGUUCAUAUGAUCAACAAGAACUGUUUUUCUUGCUUGCUAUGCGUGGCUACGUCUAAGUUGUCAUGGGCAUAAACAAUAAAAAUAAGAUCUCUUGAGCUUACAAGGUAGACUGUUACUUUUUUUUCAUGAUGACAAAACUUAAACUACAACUAACUACGCACAAAAUUGUGCCAUAUUUAUCAGUACUGUACUCACUAGCGCGGAAAAAUGUGCCACUAUGUCUUUUUUGCAUUAUUCCUACCGCGUUUUAUAUCUAUGGCUUGAGCUGCAUUUGCUUUUUCAACUUGGUUUGUUGAUAAUGUCUCUGUACGAUUACAACUUCUGGCACCACUGGAGUAAAUACCUUGAUUGAUGAUACUUCUCCCUCACGAGUUCGACCCUGACGUCUUGUUCACCAAUACUACCAAAUCACAGAAAAUGAAAAACUACGUACAGAAAACAUAUAUAAAACACGAAAGCCGUUUUUCAGACUGAAAAGCCUGAGGUGGAAGUGGAGGGAGCAAGCAUCCUUUCACUUUCUAUAAUCAUCUCUCCAUUUCUUCAUUUCUCCACUACCACUCCUGCCGAUAUUAUCCUCACAUAGGCGUUGAUAGCAGGAGAAAUUCAUACCAUCAUGCCAUUUAUUGUCUUGAAGAUGGUGGUCAUGCCUAUGGUCUUGUCGUGAGGCGACGCAAUUGACAUCAAUCUCGUCUACCAUACAAUCUUUUUUCGAUAAUUACGAUUUCGUAAAUUAACUAUGUUGUAUUUCUACAGUUUUGGAUAUGUGCAGGUAAGUAUUUGUAAAUUAGAUCGUGUGGCGGUUCGAUCUGGGUCGCCUCACUUUCAGAUUGGAGGUCCGCGAAACCCAAAGACAAAGAAAGUUGCAAAGCUUCAGCCGGAUUACGGUUAUGAAGGUUUGUAGAUGUAGCAAGCUGUGCAUUACUUUGUUGUUAUGUGCUGUUGUUUAGAAGUAAUACCCCUGCGCGGGUACAACAACAUCUGUAGACAUAAAUCCUAAGGUGGGUGGAUGAUUAU